This is a messenger RNA of Chaetura pelagica (chimney swift), 477 nucleotides long. RefSeq names its product MORN repeat containing 2 (gene MORN2). The coding region runs from base 1 to 477 and encodes 158 amino acids. NCBI's taxonomy places the organism in Eukaryota, Metazoa, Chordata, Aves, Apodiformes, Apodidae. The transcript is spliced from 4 exons. The record is from RefSeq and is a predicted model, not a curated record.
AUGAACACAUAUGGUGCUCCUGCAAAUGGAAAGCUAUUGCAGGGACAGCUAAAAUACCUGUCCUCUACCACUUAUCGUUUCCUACAUGGGGAAUCCAGAAGGAUACCUGAGGGUGAGCUUGAGAGGAAUGGUCAUGGAAUCUACAUCAGCAUCAACAGAACUACCCAUGUUGGCAGCUGGAAAAAUGGCAAGGUUCUUCUUCCACCUGGGAAUCUUGUGACAGCCCAGUCUGAAGAUUCGAGACACUUGGCGUCUUCAGAUGUCUUGCUGACUCCUGAGGCUCCUGCAAAUACACUGGUCAUUCUGGCAGGCAGAUCAAAGGCUAGAAGGCUGGAAUAUCCUUCUAGGACAGUUUAUGAAGGUGAAUUCAAAGGCAACAUUUUUCAUGGGGUUGGAACCUACACAUUUCCAAUUGGAGUAAAAUACAUUAGUUACCAUUUAAAGAUAGCUCCUAAAAUGCAAAGGGACUGCCUUUAG